Molecule: messenger RNA, 551 nt
Organism: Closterium sp. NIES-67
Lineage: Eukaryota; Viridiplantae; Streptophyta; Zygnematophyceae; Desmidiales; Closteriaceae
Source: the annotation of a GenBank genome assembly
AUCCCGAAUAUGAACCUGCCAAACCAUGAAAUCAUCGAAGCAGAAGCCAACUGGACAGUUGUAGUCAAUUCCGCCGUCCGAGCGUGCGUAAGACAGCAGGUGACGAUGGACUUCGUCACAGGACUGCCUGCCAAGGACGGCUGCAAUGACGCGAUAUUUGUCAUCGUCGAUAAGUUGACGAAGAUGGCUCACUUCGCCGCCUGCAAGAAAAGCAUCUCAGCCGAAGAAACAGCCCGCAUUUUCAUCUUGACCGUCGUUCGCCUUCACGGGAUCCCAUCCGCCAUCAUUUCGGAUCGUGACACAAAAUUCACAAGCAAUUUCUGUCACAACCUCUGGGAACAGUUUGGCACGCGCCUGCAAUUCUCCUCUGCCUACCACCCUGAGACCGACGGACAGACCGAACGGGCCAAUAAAAUGAUAGAGCAGUUGAUUCGCGACACCUGCGAUGAUGUGGCCGAUUGGGAGCAACAAUUGCCAGUUAUUGAGUUUGCGUAUAACAAUGCCCCAUCAUCCACUAUCCGAUAGUCACAAUUUCUACCUAAGUUACGGAC